GGACUGCAGGGACGCCGGGCAUCGGUGGAAGAGGAUGUGAGAUCGAUGGCUGGUCCUGGGUGUCCCCGGACCUCCUAGGCCCCUUUCGGUCAGGUUAUGGGGUUCCAGAGCCAUCUGCACUGCUGGGGGACAACCCCCUCCUGUAGCUGAGCCAGAGUGGCGCUGUCUCCUGUGGACCGUGGGUUUGGCCAGCAGCGAUCCUUCUGGACGUGUCCGGCCUCGCCAUGGACCACCAAGAGCCCUACUCGGUGCAAGCCACCGCCGCCAUCGCGUCAGCCAUCACCUUCCUCAUCCUGUUCACCAUUUUCGGCAACGCACUGGUCAUUCUGGCUGUGUUGACCAGCCGCUCACUCCGUGCACCACAAAACCUGUUUCUGGUGUCACUGGCAGCCGCGGACAUCCUAGUAGCCACCCUUAUCAUCCCUUUCUCUCUGGCCAACGAGCUGCUAGGCUACUGGUACUUCUGGCGCACAUGGUGCGAGGUCUACCUGGCGCUGGAUGUGCUCUUCUGUACCUCCUCCAUCGUGCACCUGUGUGCCAUCAGUCUGGACCGAUACUGGGCAGUGAGCCGAGCACUGGAGUACAACUCCAAGCGCACCCCGCGCCGCAUCAAAUGCAUCAUCCUCACUGUGUGGCUCAUUGCAGCCGUCAUUUCUCUGCCGCCCCUCAUCUACAAGGGCGAUCAGCGCCCGGAGCCUCACGGACUCCCCCAGUGUGAGCUCAACCAAGAGGCCUGGUACAUCUUGGCUUCCAGCAUCGGAUCGUUCUUUGCUCCCUGCCUCAUCAUGAUCCUCGUCUACCUGCGAAUCUAUGUAAUUGCCAAACGCAGCCACUGCCGAGGUCUCAGGGCCAAGAGGGGCUCUGGGGAGGGUGAGUCCAAGCAGCCCCAUCCUGUCGCUGGGGGAGCUCCAACCUCAGCUAAGGUGCCAACCCUGGCCUCUCCUCUGUCUUCUGUGGGUGAGGCCAAUGGACACCCCAAACCUCCAAGGGAGGAGGAGGGGGAGACCCCUGAAGAUCCUGAGUCCAGGUCUUUGCCACCCAGCUGGUCUGCCCUUCCCAGAUCAGGCCAGGGCCAGAAGGAGGGCAUUGGUGGGGCAACAGCAGAGGAGGCAGCUGAAGAGGAGGAUGAAGAGGAGGUGGAAGAGUGCGAACCCCAAACACUGCCAGCAUCUCCUGCCUCGGUAUGCAGCCCACCCUUGCAGCAGCCUCAGGCUUCCCGAGUGUUGGCCACGCUCCGUGGCCAGGUGCUUCUGGGCAGGACUGUGGGUGCUGCCAGUGGGCAGUGGUGGCGACGCCGGGCACAGCUGAGCCGGGAGAAGAGGUUCACCUUUGUGCUGGCAGUGGUCAUUGGCGUUUUUGUUGUCUGCUGGUUUCCCUUCUUCUUCAGCUACAGCCUGGGGGCCAUCUGCCCACAGCGCUGCAAGGUACCGCAUGGCCUCUUCCAGUUCUUCUUCUGGAUCGGCUACUGCAACAGCUCCCUGAACCCUGUUAUCUACACCAUCUUCAACCAGGACUUCCGACGUGCCUUUCGAAGGAUCCUUUGCCGGCAGUGGACCCAGACUGCCUGGUGAGCCUGCCAGCUCGCUGCCUCUGCCCGGGUUGGUGCCAGGACCACCUGAUGGUUGUCCCCCCCCACCUAUGUGGCCACUUCCCUGGGGCCCACCUGCAGACCUCAUCCUCAGACCCCCCACCCCUCAAAGGGGAAAGGACAAAAGUGCCGUUCCCAGGGACCCAUUUGAAACCUUCCCUUGUUGACUGUACUGUGGGGUAGCUCUUCUCUACUUCCCUGAGCAAGGGUAGCUUGGAUCUUCCGGAAUGUAGCCAAGGCCAGACUGGAUUGGAGUACCUCCCCCUACCCUCACCCCCAGCUACCUGUAAGCCAACAGGUCAGGCUUCCCUUUCCUGGAGACCCCUGUGCCUUGGCAGGCCACUCACUUGUGGUAUUUUGUUUUUCUUGGAUGUGGGGGUUUGUUUUGUUUUAUAUUUUGAGAGAGGGGUCUUGAAUGCAGCCCAGGUCAUCCUGACUUGCAGUGCAGCCUGAGGAGGAUCUUGAAAUUCUGACCCUCCUGCCUUCUCCUCCCUCAUGCUAGGGUUACAGGUGUCUGGUUUAUGAGAUGCUGGGGGAAUUAAUUCAGAGCUUUGAGCAUGCUAGGCAAGCCAUCAACCAAUUGAAUUACAUCCCCAGCCUUGAUUCUUCCCCAUGCCUCUCAAAGAGCAGGAAGCCAGUCUUCUACAUUUCCCAGGAGGACUUGCUGCUGAGAAAGGGGACGACAUGAGGGGGAUCCACUCACGUAGAGCACCUGUGAUUCCCAUUGGUUACUGGGAUGGGGGGCUAUGGGCUAGUAUUGUUCUUUUAGAUUUGUGGCUCCUUUAAGGCUAAAACCUUGGAUUGGUUUUCUCACCCAGCAUCCCUCUGAGAGGCAAGUGGGCAUGAGGCUCUCUCAUUGGGGAGGUCUGGGAGCCUGGCCUGGCCUCAAUAGGAGCUCCGAUCACUGGCAUUCACCCUUGCAAAGAGCAGGGCGACAAUUGCUUGCCGCCUACUUGCAGCAGGGAGAUGAAAGGUUUUGCAGAGAGCUUUGAGCUCCAUGGGGGAAAGAGCUAGAGAGCCAGCGAAUGUGAUUAUCCGGUGAUAUAAAAAUCCCCUUCUAUGUGUUUACCUCCAGGAGCCUUCCUGUAGACCUUUGUUCUGCACUCGGGGUGUAUGCGUUCCUGCCCCAAACUGGAAGUGGGUUGAGGUGCCCGAGUCACUUUCAGAUUCCAGAAUUUCUUUGAGAACGCAUUCUUGUACCCGAAAAGGUUUGAGUUAUUAUGCCGGUGACAGCUUCUCCAUCUGUUACCUGUAACACGAACAGAGCCUGCAGUGGCUUGGCCCCAACCCCAUUAGGGGAUAAGUCCUUUGUCAUCGAGCAGGCAAAUCGUUUCCCUAAGCUAAAAAUAUUCACAUCAAGGAAACAGUCUGAGGAGAGAUCCUCAGGUGGGGUGCAGGGGCCGGAGCAGGCAGCCAGGGCCCUGCCGACUCUGGAAGAGCCACUUGCUCCAGGGUCCAGACGACUCUGUGCCCACCCCGUGUGGAGCCUUUGGAGGCCUAACUAAUUCCACCCCAGCCCAGAAAGAUGCCUUGUCGGCUGUUCAGAACCCUCACAGUGAAAUGGGCAAGCACUGUGGUGCCACUACCUCCUGACUGUCUUUUCAGAGUGACUGGGCAUCUACAAGGGAUGGGGCUGCUCUGCCUCCGUGGGCAGCCUGGCUUCUGCUUUGGGCAAUAGAACUCUUAGCCUCAGGGAGGGGUGGCUUGAGCCACACAGCCUAUUAGCUCACGAUGGAUGUCUCUGAUUCGGAAGGUACUCAAGGAGUUUUCUCUGGUAGAGACAAUGGUGGGUACCAAAUAGAAUCCCUACUGGAGAGGACGACUGUCCAGUUGUGAGGCCAGGACAUUGAUAUGGGGUGUAGCUGAGGGGCUGACUUGUAACCAUCUGCUGGUUGAUCUAGUCUGUGUAUGCUGUGGGACCCAAG
Messenger RNA from Chionomys nivalis (European snow vole), 3513 nucleotides. RefSeq names its product adrenoceptor alpha 2B (gene Adra2b). Gene Ontology annotation, molecular function: alpha2-adrenergic receptor activity. Gene Ontology annotation, biological process: adenylate cyclase-activating adrenergic receptor signaling pathway; platelet activation; regulation of vasoconstriction. Bases 225 to 1571 code for a protein of 448 amino acids. Gene Ontology annotation, cellular component: membrane. Lineage: Eukaryota; Metazoa; Chordata; Mammalia; Rodentia; Cricetidae. The transcript has a single exon. The record is from RefSeq and is a predicted model, not a curated record.